Diabrotica virgifera virgifera (western corn rootworm) is the source of this 3831-nucleotide messenger RNA. RefSeq lists its product as uncharacterized. Bases 1 to 3831 code for a protein of 1276 amino acids. Lineage: Eukaryota; Metazoa; Arthropoda; Insecta; Coleoptera; Chrysomelidae. The record is from RefSeq and is a predicted model, not a curated record. The transcript has a single exon.
AUGAAUCAGUGUACGUGUGGUAAAACUUUCUCGCGGUCAGAUAACCUUCGUAGACAUAUGGGUGUCUGUAACAAAAGUCACUCGCGUGUGUACAUGUGUAAUAAAUGUGGGAAAACUUUCACACGAGAUUCUAAUUUAAAACGUCAUACAGGUAAUUCCUGUGAUGUCGCCUGUCCGAUUCCAAGAAAAAGACUAAGACCGAUAGGUAUUGAAGUGCUCGAAAGUGGUGUUACGAAACUAACACAUGCGUUUAAAAAUAGAAUAGCCUCAUACCGGUUUAUGACCCAAAAUAACAAAAUUAACUAUUUCGGUUUCAUGAAUGAUAUAAAACCAAAAGUAACCCGAAUUCUCAGCGAAUAUCUUAAUCAGCACACAGCGCUUAAAGUUAACUGUGAACUUUUUGCGAUGUUUUACAAACCCGAUAAUGGUAUUUCGGAUAUUAAGUCGAUGAAUACAUCAAAUAAAAUUAUCACUUUGAGUAGUGAUAUAUCCGAUGUAUAUGACGACUUUGCUGAAGCGAUAUUGACACAAGCAUCGGAGUUCCAGGAAAAAGAUUCCAACUGGGCACUUCAGGAAAUUAUAUUCCUAGAUGUUAAUAUUAAUAAAUUCAGUGCCAUUUCUGCUUCAUCAUAUAUUAAUCUUCCAUCGCAGAUUAAAAAGAGAAAAGCGAUUUUAAAUAUUCAAAACAAAGACAACAAGUGUUUUGCUUAUUGUGUGCUGGCAAGUAUAUUUCCUGCUACAGGUGACGCGACGAUGCCAGAGUCAUAUCCUCCAUGUGAUACACUUCUAAACUUUGAAGGUAUUGGGUUCCCGGUUAAGUUAAAAGAUAUUAACAAGUUCGAGAUUUUAAACAAUAUAUCAGUUAACGUGUAUGGUCUUCAAUCAUAUUUUAAAGAAAACAAGAUGCAAUAUGAAAUUGUAGGACCACUUUACUACACUCAACACCAUAAACCUACACAUGUUAAUCUUUUAAUGAUAAAUGAUAGUGAUCGGAGUCAUUACUGUCUCAUAACAGACUUGUAUCGCCUGGUAAAUACUCAAAAAUCAACACAUGAAGGAAAACAAUAUUUCUGUGAUGGGUGUCUUCAAACUUUCUCUACCUUUGAAAAGCUGAGAAAUCACCAAGAAAAUGAUUGUUUACAUAUUUCGACAAUACUUCCAACCAGUGAACCAAGAGUUAACAAGUGUGGUGAAACCCUUCCAUCUAACAUUCUAAAAUUCGUUAAUAUUGAAAAAACAAGUCCACACCCGUUUGUAAUUUAUGCUGACUUUGAGUCGAUUCUUAAGCCAAUAGACCAUUGUAAUCCAUCAGAUGGACAAUCUUACACAAUCAAAGUCGCAGAACACCAGCCUUAUUCAUUUUGUUUCUACCUCAAGUGUUUUUUUGAUGAUAGCUUAUCAAGAUUGGAAACAUAUCAGGGUGAGGACGCUGCUAAAGUUUUUGUUCAAAAGUUAGAUGCUUUAGCUAUUAAUCUAUACCAAAAUCACCUAAAGCAUGUCAAACCAAUGGUGCCUUUGACUAGUGAAGAAAACCAGAAUUUCCAGAACGCCAUCAAAUGUUCCAUUUGCCAGAAGCCAUUUUCCUUGUCGGAUACCAGAGUGAGAGAUCAUUGCCACCUAAGCGGUAGAUAUAGAGGAGCUGCACAUAAUUCCUGCAAUUUAAAUUUCAAGGUACCUAAUUUUAUUCCAAUUUUUUUUCAUAAUUUAACAAAUUAUGAUUGUCACAUGUUUAUUAAGGAAUUAAUAACUAAUGGGGAGUAUGUAUCAGCUAUCGCGCAAACUAAAGAAAAAUAUAUUACUUUUUCGAAAUCUAUUCUAGUACACAAAAGUGAUGAUUUAAAACAACAUAAUGUUUAUUUAAAAUUGAGGUUUGUAGAUUCAUUUAGAUUUUUAGCAAAGUCUUUAGAUAAAUUGAGCCAAACAUUAGAGUCUAGUCAAUGCAAUGAAAUAAGAAAGUAUUUCCCAGGUGAAAAAGAGUUUGGUUUAAUGCGCCGAAAGGGUGUAUUUCCCUAUACAUUUAUUGAUAGUUUCAUGAAAUUAGAUGAGAAACAUUUACCAUCGAAAGAAAAAUUUUAUGAUAAUUUAAGGGGGGAACAUAUUACUACAGAAGAUUAUAAGAGAGCCCAAGAGGUGUGGAAACAUUUUAACUGUCAAUCUAUGGGAGAUUACGGAAUGUUAUAUUUAAAGUCAGAUGUGCUUUUACUGGCUGAUAUAUUUGAAAAUUUUAGAAAGGUUUGCCUCAAAGAAUAUAAACUGGAUCCUGCACACUAUGUUACAGCACCAUCUCUAACAUGGGAUGCCAUGUUAAAAUAUACCGAUAUCGAGCUUCAACUUUUAACGGAUGUUGACAUGGUACACUUUUUUAAAAACGGUAUUCGGGGAGGUGUGGCCACUUGUACGAAGCGGAAAAGUAUUGCAAAUAACAAAUUUUUAAGUAAUUUUGACCCAAAAAAACCAGAAACUUACAUUAUGUAUUUAGAUGCCACCAAUCUGUACGGUGCAGCCAUGAGUCAGCCUCUUCCUUGGAAAAAUUUUAGAUGGUUGAGUGAUCAGGAAAUUGAGCAAUUUAAUGUUUUUGAUAUUGAUGAUGAUAGCGAAAAGGGCUAUGUGCUGGAAGUAGAUUUACAUUAUCCACCCAAUAUUCAUGAACAACAUAAUGAUCUUCCGUUUUGCCCCGAAUCAAUAAUUCCACCCAAAGGUAAAUAUAAAAAACUCAUUCCUAAUUUAUAUGAUAAAAAAAAAUAUGUCAUACAUUAUAGAAAUUUAAAACAAUGUAUACAAUAUGGAUUAAGACUAGAAAAAGUGCACAGAAUAAUAGAGUUCUCCCAAUCACUCUGGUUAAAAAAAUAUAUUGAUUUGAACACUUCUCUCAGAAACAAAGCCACAAAUGAAUUCGAGCGUGAUCUGUUUAAGCUUCUUGUCAACGCUAUAUUCGGAAAGUCUCUAGAAGCGGUUGAUAAACGGAAAGAUAUUCGCCUUUUAUCUCAAUGGGAAAAUAGCCGUGGAAGGCUUGGUGCAAAGUCUUUGAUUGCUAAACCAGAAUUCAACUCAUUAUCAGUAUUUAACGAAAAUUUAGUUGCAAUUCAUUUAAAUAAAACUAAAAUUAUUUACGAUAAACCUUUAUAUAUUGGUUUUUCUAUUCUAGAUAUUUCUAAAACAUUCAUAUAUAAUUUUUUCUACGGGUAUAUUAAAAACAAGUACCGUGAUAAUGCUAAUCUUUUGUAUACGGAUACUGACUCACUUAUUCUAGAAGUACAAACACCAAACUUUUAUAAUGAUAUGAAUAAAAAUCUGCACCACUUUGAUACAUCCAAUUAUUCGGAAAAUAAUCAACAUGGGGUACACAAGACAAAAUCUAUACUUGGAAAGAUGAAAAAUGAAUUUCCAAACACCACUAUUAAAGCAUUUUACGGUACCGGAGCUAAAGCUUAUUGCAUUGAGGCUGACACAAUUUUAAAAAAAGCGAAAGGUGUUUCCACACAUGUUGUUAAAAAUCAGCUACAUUUAAAUGAUUAUGUGAGAGUCGUUCAGAACAACGAAACCAUUUUUAGAAAAAUGUAUUUUUUUAGAUCAGACAUGCAUACUGUUUAUACCGAAUUGAAAAAUAAGGUAUCACUAACAUCUCGUGAUGAUAAAAGAUAUAUUAUACCUGGAGAUGUAUCUACUUUGGCAUGGGGUCAUCUGUUAAUUAAUCAGCAUGAUGGUAAUAUAGAUGAGCUUUUAUUUUUCGCGAAUGAGUUGAUAAAUGCUCCUACACUAGAUGAUUUAGAUAAUAUUCCCAAUGAGGAAUUGUUUCAAGUUGCAGCGUUUCAAUACGACUCCUACUUAUAA